Messenger RNA from Galendromus occidentalis (western predatory mite), 2331 nucleotides. RefSeq names its product zinc finger protein 431. Lineage: Eukaryota; Metazoa; Arthropoda; Arachnida; Mesostigmata; Phytoseiidae. Bases 21 to 1166 code for a protein of 381 amino acids. The transcript is spliced from 3 exons. The record is from RefSeq and is a predicted model, not a curated record.
CGUCUUCAGCGAAUCAUCUAAUGAGAGAAAAGAGGCACAAAUGCGAUUUCUGUGGCAAGCGAUUCACGCACCGCCAUCACCUCAAAACCCAUGAGAAAACCCACACCAACGAGUUGGAACACGCGUGCUCGUUCUGCGAGAAGCGAUUCAACCGAAAAGAUGUUCUUCAGGUUCACGAACGAUCCCACACCGGGGAGAAACCGUACAAGUGUCGGUUCUGUGACGAAGUUUUCUCAGACUGUCGGAUGCGUACGAGACACGAAAGUCGCUGUCAUCCCAACAAGCAAUACAUUUGCGAACAGUGCGGAGAGAUUUUCGGCUUAGAUCGACGGCAGUUUUCCUCUCACAUGAAGAAAACGCAUCGGUCCGCUGUUUACAAAUGCGAAUUCUGUUCAUUGACUUUCGGCAGCUUGCACGGCAUGCAGGACCACAUCGUCAAAUAUCACCAGGAUCCGGAAACCCCCCCGGCGCCUCGACGGCCCCACCACAACUACCACCAUAACCGAAAUCCCAACCAGAUGAGUCAGCAGCAGCUGCACAUGCAGCAGCUGCAUCAGGACCAGCGGGUGCAACAGCGGAUGCACAUCGCCGAACAGCAUCGUGACCACCAGAUCCAGCGUCAGAACAUCCGGAACCAGCAGCUGAUACAGCGGCAGCAGAUGUCCGGCGUGACCUUACCGUUUAAGUGUACGUUCUGUACCCGAGGAUUCAACCGGAAAGACUGCUGGAAAAAGCACGAAAGAUCUCACACCGGAGAAAAACCCUACCGGUGUCGCUUCUGCAUGGACAUGUUCGCGUGCACGACCGCCCGCGCUCGUCACGAGUGCAAGGUGCACCAGGGUGAGAAGUACUAUUGCGAAGAGUGCAAACAAGAGUUUCCCAGUAAGCAAAUGUACAACUCGCAUAUGAAGGGCUCGCAUCCCGACGAAUCUCAACAACGCUGCAGUCUCUGUCCGAAGAGCUUCAAAGAAAGCGCUGAAUUGGAACGACACGUCCAAGCGAUGCACUCCGGUCACGACGAGCGACUGAUGAGAGCGUGUAGUUCGUUACUUGGGUCCCAAGUCAAGGAUGAGUCAAUGCUGAAUGCGAAGGAGUCCGAAAGGCAUUUCAUUGCGCCUCAAGUUCUCGAAGACGACGACCACGAGGAGGAUAUAUACGAUAGGUGAACGAAAUCCGACAACAUGAAUAUUUACUAUCGCUAUUGAUCACUCUAGUCAGAGAAUAUCCACCCGAGUCGGGGCGACUUCGAUAGAUAAUCACACGACGACACCUUCUCCAAACACCGGACAGGACUAAUAUUUUUUUGCGUUUCUCACGCGAGCGAUGGUGGCAUUCUGUUUUAGACCUCGGCCGUAAAGUUUAAAGUGAGUUUUUUUUGGUAUAUUACGCUACGGGACGUAGCAUACGACUGAAUUCCUCGAUCAGCUCUCGGAGAAAUCCCAUUCGGUGCCGGGGGGAAAUUCGUCGUAUUGGUUUAAAAAUUGCGACUUAUCAGCGAGUGUCUCGAGUUCUCUCACGGCGGCUCGCAUCUUUGUUUCCUGGCCUCUUUGAAUUUUGAAAUUUCGGAGAGCCCAAGACGAGGUUGCGUUCGCUCCUGGGCCAUCACUCCUGGUGGUGCGGUGAGUCGCUGUUCGGUGCGGAUGCCCACGGAAACUUUCACGGUGAUACAAGCUCGGGACAUUCUUUUGUCGGAAGCUACGUUGUAUGUACAUAAAUAAUUUCAGCUUCCGCUAGUUUCCUUUGGUCACAUUCUUCUGGAGAUUAUGUCUAUCCGCUGUGUAGUGUGCUUUUUCAUUCGUGUAAACACUCGUCUUCAGACCGAGUCUGCGUUGAAGUCGGAACUCUUUUUCUGUCGGUCGAAGCCUCUCGGGCUCUCACUAUAUUCCGAUUUUCGAUGACGGUCCAAACAUACAAAUCAAAACCGAAGUCCGCGAACAGGGAUCCAGGGUUGUCCGCCCACAACGCAGAGCCAUUCAUAUACAUUAAUUACCCUUUCUGUUACAAUAAAUGUAUAGGAUAAUUGAGAGAGUCUCUCAAAUGGAGGGGACAUACAUCAGAAACUACAUACCUAUAUAAAUAUAAGUGAGCCGCCUGACUAGUUCUCCCUUCUCACGAUUUACGCAUCGAUCCUAGGACCGGUGAGAUAAACUAAAUAUCAAUUUAGCCGUAUUCUGUCAUCAUACGAUGUCUCUUCGAGGACGAGGAAAACGACUCGCUUCCUGAAGAAUCAUGAUGAUAAUGACGAUGGUGAGCAUGGCGAAGACGAUGAUUACUGUGGCUGCGUGCUGAGGAAAUUCAGGAAAGGUGGACGAAUAUCCGCAUGACGACACG